AUGGAAAAGUUACAGACGGUUCCUGGAGUCGUGGCUUUUUGACGAUAAAUUGUGAGAAGAAAUGUCUCCGAAACUUUUGUAUGCAGCAUUGUUACUAUUACUUUGUCAUGCAAGAUCUUCAGAUGGACAAAAGAAGAAAGAGACACUUCUCUCUGAGAAGGUCACCCAGAUGAUGGAAUGGGCCAGCAAGCGCGCCGUCAUCCGCAUGAACGGGGAAAAGUUCCGGAAGCUGGUGAGAGCCCCUCCACGGAACUACUCCGUGGUCAUCAUGUUCACCGCGCUGCAGCCCCAGAGACAGUGCGGCGUGUGCAGACAAGCUGAUGAGGAAUUCCAAAUCCUGGCCAAUUCCUGGCGGUACUCUAGUGCCUUCACCAACAGAGUCUUCUUUGCAUCUGUGGACUUUGAUGAAGGAUCAGAUGUCUUUCAAAUGCUCAACAUGAACUCCGCCCCCACAUUCAUCAACUUCCCCGCCAAAGGGAAGCCUAAGCGUGCCGACACCUACGAGCUGCAGGUGCGAGGCUUUGCUGCUGAACAGCUGGCCCGCUGGGUGGCAGACCGCACCGAUGUCCAUAUCCGUGUGAUUCGCCCUCCGAACUAUGCGGGGCCCCUGAUGCUCGGCUUCCUGCUGGCAGUGAUUGGCGGACUUGCAUACCUGCGCCGCAACAACCUGGAGUUCCUCUACAACAAGAACGUCUGGGCCUUCUCCGCUCUGUGCUUCGUGCUGAUCAUGACAUCAGGCCAGAUGUGGAACCACAUCCGAGGGCCGCCCUACGCCCACAAGAACCCCAACACCGGGCAAGUGAGCUACAUCCAUGGCAGUAGCCAGGCCCAGUUUGUGGCUGAGACCCACAUCGUGCUCCUGUUUAAUGCCGCUGUGACUCUGGGAAUGGUCCUCUUGCACGAAGCAGCAACAUCUGACAUGGACAUCGGCAAGAGGAAAAUCAUGUGCGUCGCUGGGAUUGGCCUGGUGGUGCUCUUCUUCAGCUGGUUACUGUCCAUUUUCAGAGCCAAAUAUCAUGGAUACCCCUACAGCUUCCUGAUCAGCUAAACACAGAACCACUGAAGAGGAGAACAGGCCUCCGACAGAGCGAGAGGGAGAGGGAGAGAGAGAGAGAGAGAGAGAGACUGAGGAUCCCAAGAGGAGUCGGUCUUUGUGUUGACAUGUGCCUUAUUUUUUCUGUGCUGGUAGUUUCUGUGCAUUGUUGGUUUCUUUUUGUUGUUGUUCAGUUUCCGUUGGCUCUUUUUCCCCCAUCUGUAUUUAAUUUUUUUCAUGUGUGAAAAGCAGUUGAAUUAAUUUUUCAUUUUGUCUUGUAAGGAAUCCUUCCAAAUCUUCACCUUACUGUAGGUAUGAAGCCAAUACAAAGUCUGUCAAUUGGAAAGAAAAACGGUGGAAACCCAUACACAGUAGCUUAAUGGCUCCUAUAAAUACACAAGUGAAGUAUUGUGUGCAUACGGUCUGAAAUGGCAAAUAGAAGGGGAAUUGUGAAUAGAAAGGUGCAACUGGUUUGGGAGAGAUGCUGGUGAGAGGAAAGGACAUCUGGGAUCAUGCAGAAUAUACUGACAGACUAGCAGUGUUCCUCUUUUCUACCUCAUGGACAAUGUGCAUAUCACCUGGGGGGUAUUCCAAGUAUGCGGUCGAGUAACAAACCUGGGUAAGUUAGCUCAGAGUAAGUGGUAAACCUCCUAC
This is a messenger RNA of Alosa alosa (allis shad), 1687 nucleotides long. RefSeq names its product magnesium transporter 1 (gene magt1). The transcript is spliced from 10 exons. Gene Ontology annotation, cellular component: oligosaccharyltransferase complex. Bases 62 to 1048 code for a protein of 328 amino acids. The record is from RefSeq and is a predicted model, not a curated record. NCBI's taxonomy places the organism in Eukaryota, Metazoa, Chordata, Actinopteri, Clupeiformes, Clupeidae.